Anthonomus grandis grandis is the source of this 1457-nucleotide messenger RNA. RefSeq names its product P3 protein-like. The transcript is spliced from 7 exons. The record is from RefSeq and is a predicted model, not a curated record. NCBI's taxonomy places the organism in Eukaryota, Metazoa, Arthropoda, Insecta, Coleoptera, Curculionidae. The coding region runs from base 144 to 1406 and encodes 420 amino acids. Gene Ontology annotation, cellular component: membrane.
ACGCCUCCUCUCGUUUAUACAAAUAUCUGUGUCUUAUAAAUUCAGUAGUUAAUUUAAAUCUCAAUAAAGUAUUUUCUCCUUAUAAAGGGUAUAUAAUAAAUAUUCAUUUUCGUUAAUAGUUUUAUCACAUUAAAUUCGCAAAUAUGGAACUAAUAAGCUUAAUUUUCGCAAUAAACUUGCUGAUGCUGCAAUGUGGCGCAAUAAAUAUUACAUUCGAACCCAGUGAUGAGGUGGAAGUUUAUAUGGGGCACACUCGAGAAGUACCAUAUGUUGUGCUAAAUAUCACCGAGGGUGAAUGUGUCUUGUAUACUGACGACCCGCAUAUAUCCGAACUGAAACAUCAGGUUACCAUAAAAGACGUGGGGCAGACAGGAAACGUCACUUUAAAGGGAAAUUUUAUAGGUUACACGUUCCUAUCUUGCAAGAACCCUAUCACCCAAGAGCGUAACCUUCAGGUCGAAUUACAGAUAAAAUGCCUAAGAAAACAACGAAUUGUGGACAGGAUCUUCACCGGGUCGACGGCUGCUCUGGUCGCUUUAAUUUACGUAAAUUUCGGAUGUGCGGUACAGUGGGGCGAAUUGAGAAACCUCCUUAAGAAACCCGUGGGACCGUUGCUGGGGUUCUGCGGCCAGUUUGUCAUGAUGCCCUUGAUAUGUUACGGUAUGGGUUUCGUCCUGUUCCCGAACAAUCCCACCAUGAGACUAGGCAUGUUUUUCACAGGGGUGUCUCCAGGGGGCGGCGCCUCCAACAUCUGGACGGCCAUAUUAGAGGGAAACAUCGAUUUGUCGAUACUGAUGACUACCGUGAGUACUUUGGCCGCCUUCGGAAUGAUGCCCCUGUGGCUCUUCACUUUGGGGGCCACCAUUUUUUCCGACGCCAAUAUUGAGGUUCCUUAUUCGCACAUAAGCACGUAUGUGGUGGCCCUGAUCGUGCCUUUAGGCAUCGGAUAUUUGAUCCAGAGAUAUUUAGAAAAGACCGGGUUGUUCCUGAAAAGAAUCCUUAAAGGUUUCUCUUCUUUGCUGAUAUUGUUUAUUAUUAUAUUUGCCAUUGUGACCAACUUGUAUCUGUUUGAGUUGUUCUCUUGGGAGAUUGUAGUGGCUGGAAUGGUGAUCCCUUGGAUGGGUUACAUGGUGGGGUAUAUAGUGGCCAAGAUAUUAAGGCAACCAAACACGGACGCCAUUGCCAUCGCGGUCGAAAUCGGCAUCCAGAACACUGGAAUUUCGAUAUUUUUGCUCAGGUUCGCUCUGGAUUCGAUUGAAGCCGACUUGACUACAGUUAUACCGGUUUCCGUCGCCAUAAUGACUCCCUUUCCCCUAGGGGUUUUGUUCAUUUGCAAGAAAAUUAAGCAAAGGUUUUGGCCCACUUCACCUGCGGAGAAAAUUGACGACAAGGAAACAACUCCCUAGAUUUUCACUAAUUGAUUGUAAUAAAAAUAAAGUAAUUUUCAAAAUUUUGAA